AUGUCUAAUUUAUUGCCUGAAUGGUGUCCGCCAUACUCUACAACCAAAAUAGAUACUAACACUGGUGAGGAUGUCUAUUGUAUAUGUAAGAAACCUGAUUAUGGUGAGUUAAUGGUGGGAUGUGACGGAUGUGAUGACUGGUUUCACUUUGAGUGUAUGAAGAUACCUGAAACAUACAGGAAUUUAGUCGAGUCUUUCAUAUGUCCGUAUUGCCGUGUAGGCAUAACUGGUCCUGGAUCUAAAGGUGAUGGUGAAUGCCCCAAAUCAUUAUGGAAGAAAAAGUGUAGGCUCCAGGAUUGCUAUGAGCCUUGCGAAUCUGGUAGCAAAUACUGUUCCAAAGAGCAUGGGAAAGAGUAUAUGUCUCGAUUACUAAAUAAGGUAAAAAUCAAAAACGACCUUAAUAAUAGAUACGCUAAUGAGUCUGAUGAUAAGCUGUUGAAAGAUGUUUAUCACGCUACCAAGAAUAAUGUAGAGAAGUUUAAAACCUUUGGUUCCUCAUCAUUUAUCGAUUCCGAUAUCGAUAGAGUUGAUAGGCAUGGUGAGAUUUACGACAAGAUAAUCAAUGAUGAUAAAUACUAUAAAGAUCUGUUAACAGAAAAAGAUAACAUAACGAACAAUCAAAUUGAGGGCUUAAAAAAGAAAGUAGAAGAGCUUGAUAAAUACUUAGACUGGAUUAGCUCAGUCAAUAAACUAAUCAAUGGAGAGGAUAAUACUAUUGAACAAGAAGAGAAUGUGAAUGAUACCAUUAAGACCAAGAAAAAGAAAAAGAAAUCUCAAAAAAGAAGAUCAAAGAAGGCUAUCUGCGGUUAUUCUCUCAACCUAGCCAAGAUACCUUGCAAUCCAGAAGAGUUUUACAACAAAUAUUCCGAAAUAACGACAAGUACACCAGAUUGUAAUGAAAUAGAAGGUAUUUGCAUUAAAUUAAGAUGUAACAAGCACUCCGACUGGUCUACCAUGACCUCAGAUCAGUACACAAGGCAAAUCAUUUCUCUUGAGACUCAUUUGAAGCGCUUAGACCUAUCAAUAUCGACAAGGAAAAGGCAACUUAAUAUCAAUUAUUUUGAGCAUAUAAUGAGAUCAUAG
Messenger RNA from Nakaseomyces glabratus, 1083 nucleotides. It is a transcript of the gene SPP1, whose product is annotated as Spp1p. NCBI's taxonomy places the organism in Eukaryota, Fungi, Ascomycota, Saccharomycetes, Saccharomycetales, Saccharomycetaceae. Gene Ontology annotation, cellular component: Set1C/COMPASS complex. The record is from RefSeq and is a predicted model, not a curated record.